AUGCCCUAUACCAUCCUCGUCACCGGCGCAAACAGGGGCAUUGGAUACGAAGCGGUCAAACUCCUCUCACAAGAAAAGCCAGACGCCACCAUCCUCCUCGGCUCCCGGACCACCCAGAAUGGUCAAGCCGCCAUCGAAAAGAUGAAGACCUCUUCUCCAUCCUCUGACUUCUCCAAUGUCAAAGUCGUCGAGCUUGAUAUUACCUCCUCGUCUUCCCUCUCCUCCGCAGUGGACCUCAUCAAAUCUACCUACUCCACCCUCGAUGUCCUCAUCAACAACAGCGGGAUCGCCGAGCUUGACGGAGACGGUCUCUCUCCCGCCAUCUUUGACGUCAAUGUCCGUGGCACCAAGAACACGAUUGAGGCGUUCACACCUAUCCUCACCCCCAAAUCCGGCAUCGUCGUAUUCGUCUCCUCCCAGGUUGGCGGGUGGUAUACCAAGGCGGUCGGACCCAAGAUACAGGCGGAGCUGCUAGAUGUGCAGAGCACGACGUGGGAGAAGGUGGAGGGUUGGAUGGCGGAUUGGCAGAAGAUGGCUGAGGGCGGAAAGGCGCAGGGGGAUUGGGUCCCGCUGGACCAGGGGAUGACGGGGUCAAUGUACUUUGUCAGCAAGGCCCUCAUCAACCCCUGGGUCCGGAAGUACGCGGUCGAUCACUCGGACGCCCGCGUGGCGAUCGUCUGCCCCGGAUACUGCGCCACGGGCAUGACCAAGUUUGCGGCGCCGAGGGAGGCGUCAAUGGGGGGCGCUAGCAUCGCGUGGCCGGUGCUGAAUGAGUUUGAGAGCGGGAAGUUCUACCAGGAUGGGAAGGAGCUGGGAUUUGACACCGGGGUGCCCAAGUAG
Dioszegia hungarica is the source of this 840-nucleotide messenger RNA. RefSeq lists its product as uncharacterized. Gene Ontology annotation, cellular component: membrane. NCBI's taxonomy places the organism in Eukaryota, Fungi, Basidiomycota, Tremellomycetes, Tremellales, Bulleribasidiaceae. Bases 1 to 840 code for a protein of 279 amino acids. The record is from RefSeq and is a predicted model, not a curated record. The transcript has a single exon.